This is a messenger RNA of Lates calcarifer (barramundi perch), 2066 nucleotides long. Its product is annotated as oocyte zinc finger protein XlCOF7.1-like. Gene Ontology annotation, molecular function: RNA polymerase II cis-regulatory region sequence-specific DNA binding; DNA-binding transcription factor activity, RNA polymerase II-specific. The record is from RefSeq and is a predicted model, not a curated record. NCBI's taxonomy places the organism in Eukaryota, Metazoa, Chordata, Actinopteri, Centropomidae. The coding region runs from base 1 to 1233 and encodes 410 amino acids. Gene Ontology annotation, biological process: regulation of DNA-templated transcription. The transcript has 2 exons.
AUGUCCAGGCUCCAGAGUCUGAAGGUCUUCGUCAGCCAGCGGCUCACUGCGGCUGUGGACGAGAUAUUCGGACUUUUUGAGAAAACAAUCAGCGAGUAUGAAGAGGAGCUGAACCGCCGCCAUCGGAGAAUGCUGGAUGUGGUUUUAACUCCUGAAAUAAAACAGAGAGAUGUUGAGCAGCUGCUGAGGAAAGAAGAGGUUCCCCCUGAGCAGCAGGAGUGGAGCCCCAGUCUGGACCAGGAGGACCCAGAGCCCCCCAACAUUAAAGAGGAACAGGAGGAAGUGUGGAGCAGUCAGGAGGGAGAGCAGCUUCAAGGGCUGGAGGAGGCUGAUAUCACCAAGUUCACCUUCACUCCUGUCCCUGUGAAGAGUGAAGAUGAUGAAGAGAAACCUCAGUCCUCAGAGCCUCAUCAGAGUCAGACUGAGGAGAACAGAGAGGACUGUGGAGGACCAGGACCAGACAGGAACCCAGGUCCAGACCCAUGUUUACAGCCUCAGACUGAGGACAAGGAUGGUGAUUGGCAGGAGACCAGUGAAGCUCAGUCUGGUUUAAACUCUGAAAUGAAAGUGUUUUGCUGCAGAUUUGGCACCAAACAAAAUCUGAGGACACACAUGAGACACCACACAGGAGAGAAACUGUUCGGGUGCUCUGUGUGCGGUAAAACUUUUAUCGAAAGUGGAAAUCUGAAGGUUCACAUAAGAACUCACACCGAAGAAAAACCAUUCAGCUGUUUAGUUUGUGGUAAAGGAUUCACACAAGGACGAUAUCUAACACAUCACAUGACCGUUCAUGACACAGAGAAACGACUCAGCUGCAGCGUCUGUGACCAAAGAUUCACUUUGUUAAAUCAGCUCAGAGACCAUCGGUGCGUUGGUGAGUCCUCACAGAUUCAUCAGAGUCAGACUGAGCCUGCAGCCAGCAGCUCAACUCAACACAUGAAGAAAUCCUUCUGCUGCUCUGAGUGUGGUCAGAGAUUCGGCUGUAAGUCUUAUCUAAAGAGCCACAUGAGGAUCCACUCGGGAGAGGAACCGAUCAGCUGCUCAGUCUGUGGGAAAAGUUUUGUCCUUCGCUCACAUUUAACUGAACACAUGAGGUGUCACACAGGAGAACGACCCUUCAGCUGCCGCGUCUGCAACAAACGCUUCAGAUUCAGUGGAAACGUUUGGAGACACAUGAAAAUCCACUCGAGAGAGAAACGACUCAGCAGCAGUUUCAGUGACACAGUUAACUGACAGACAAGAACCAGAACCAGCACUCUGAUCCAUGAAGACAACCAGAUACUAACAACAGGACUGAAGUCAGUGUCACAGCUUCUGCUGGUUUAAACCAUUAAUAAUUCUCUCUAUAUGAAAUGGGGUGUUAUAAUUAUUUAGUCACAGUCAGAUCGUCACAGUGACGAGAUUUCUGUCUUAACAAAUGACUCAGAUACAGAAAGUAUUCAGACCCUUUGUUAUGCAUCCUACUUCUAUCAGUGGUCCUUGAGAUGCUUCUACAACUGGACUGGAGUCCACCUGUGCCUGAUUGAAUUCAUUGGACAACAUCAGGAUGGACACACAUCUGUCUGUAUAAGGUCUCACAGUCGAUGGUUUGGCUGUCGUGACUGCUGUUACACAGGCUGUGAAUAUUUUCUUUCUGUCCAAACUGAUGAGUUCAAUAAACAACAUCACACUUUCAGUCUUUGUUUUUCUGUUUUAGGUUUAACUCAGACUGAAAAUAAAGCUCAUGAUUGUGCAGAUGAAAUAAAAUAUGGCAACAGAACAAACUAUAGCAGGUUUUUCUAGUGUGAAUAUUAAAUAUUAAACUAUAUUCUGUAAAUGAACCUCUGCUGUCAAACAAACAAACUAAUGAUAAAUUAUCUGAAUUACAUUUUAAACGUUCUUUUCUCUGCAGUCCAGCAGAUAUCAGCAGGUAACAGUAACAGUUGUUGACCACUAGGGGUCAGUGAGUCAACACGGUGGAGUUUAUUCCUGAGCUGCUGUGUUUAGAGUCAAUGUAUGAAAAUGUUCUUUUGUUUAAUAAACAUUUGAUUCAAGAUUACUGAUUAAUAAAUAAUGAAGUUUCCACA